Molecule: messenger RNA, 630 nt
Organism: Cyanistes caeruleus (blue tit)
Lineage: Eukaryota; Metazoa; Chordata; Aves; Passeriformes; Paridae
Source: RefSeq, a predicted model, not a curated record
AUGUCCCGCUCGUGGCUGGGAGCCCCCCUGGAGCAGUUGCCCACCCCGGCGCUGAUCCUGGACCGGGCCACGCUGCACGGGAACGCCGAGCGGAUGCGGGAGCGCUGCCGGGCGCUGGGGCUGCGCCUGCGGCCCCACGUCAAAACCCACAAAACGCUGGAAGGGGCGGCUCUGGCCACGGGUGGGACGCGCCGUGGCAUCGUGGUGUCCACGCUGGCCGAGGCGCGCUUCUUCGCGGCCGGCGGUUUCGAUGACAUCCUCUACGCCUUCCCGGUGCCGCGCUGGCGCCUGGCCGAGUGCUCGGCGCUGGCCCAGCGCCUCCAGGAGUUCCAGGUGCUCCUGGACAGCCCCCAGGGGCUGGAGCUGCUCCUGCAGAACCCCCUUGCCGGCGGGAAGCGCUGGCUCGUCUGGCUCAAGCUGGACUGCGGGAAUGGCCGGGCCGGGAUCCGUCCCUCGGACCCCGAGGCUCUGGGCCUGGCCCGCGCCAUCGCCCUGGGCUCCCCGGAGCGGGUGACACUGGUGGGGGUCUACGCCCACUGCGGGAACACCUACGGCUGUCGCGACAUCCCGGCCAUCCAGGCCAUCGCCAGGGACACCACGGCCGCCGUGCUGGAAUUUGUCACCGCGUGA